This is a messenger RNA of Coregonus sp. 'balchen', 3862 nucleotides long. The record is from the annotation of a GenBank genome assembly. Lineage: Eukaryota; Metazoa; Chordata; Actinopteri; Salmoniformes; Salmonidae.
CUUCCUUCAUAGGAACUGAGUCUAAGAUGAAGUUAUGGGAUGUUUUGGCCACGUGUUUGUUGCUCCUGAGCUCCGUCUCCACACGCCCCCUCUACCAAAACCUUCAGCCAGCCAAGAGAGCUCACUACUCGGAUUGGUACAGUGAUUCUCUGUCCCUGUCUGUGGAGGAACCAGAGCCAGAGUUCCAGUCAGAGUCUCACAGCCUGCAGGAAAUCUCCAUGGAGGAUAAAUGUAAGUCAAGAAUCUGAUAGUGUUUUAUCACCUGCUGAAGUGUGAGUCAAAUAUACUUUCUUCUGAUUAAAGCUACAAUUCUUGGUUGCUACAUCCAUUUUUGGACUUGAUAUAUACCCAUUGAUUUUUGGAGAAUAUAACUUAUAAAUGCCUCAUGAGCUUAGUUCAACUGUCAUACCCCAUCAGAGCCCAAAAUAUAAGCUUGUUUUACAUUGUAAACAAUGUAAAUGUAAACAAACACUGUAUAGCCACAAAGCGUGGUUUAGAUCAUGGAUGGUCAGUCCUUGUAUCCAUAGCUCUGUAUAUUAAUUUGAGAGUGCUUACGUUUCUCCAGGCCAAUCCAGCUUUUUACCAAAACAGAGGCGGGGUCUGCUUUGUUAUUAAUUCAAUUAAGGACUCUAGCUUUAAGAUCAGACUGUGUUCUAGAAAAGGAUUCUCUUAUAGAAGACUAAUAAAGUUGCUUGAUGAGGCUCUGUUGCAAAACCAUAGCCAUAAAGUGACUGCAGUACUCAGUACUCAAUUGGCUCUCAGUUCCUUGAAGUGUAUAUGGGUUUGAAGAGGGUGACAAAAAACGGCCGCUGGAAAUGCACAUUCAACAUACCAUUUAUGGUUUGGUACUUAGUUUGUUAAAAGGCCUGAUUACCAAAACAAACGUGGUAUACUCAGCCCAAACAUGUAACCCAAACCUUAGAGAGGAUAGAUAUAUGUUUAUGUGAUGGCCAUAGGUUGCCAUGUGUUCCGUAUUGCACAUACAGUAUUAUGUGUUUUAAAUAGAGUACCAGUGACCCCUGGUAGGAACAGGCUCUCCUCAGGUUCACACUUGGGUUAAAGUCUUGCAAGCCAUGGCCUUUUGCUCUGGAUCAUAUUGUAGCAACUAGCAAGGCAAGCAUAUCCCAAAUAAAGGGACAACAGUCAAUGUAAUUGAGGGCUGAUUUUUGAAGGGCACUUCAACUGAGGCACCCAUGGGGCCAGACCAGUCAUUGAUAAAUCCUGAUGACUACCUAGUUCGAAGCAGUUUGUCUAACAGCAGGUUUAAUUAAACAGCUUUCUCUACUGCUGCGGGUAGCAUCACGCUGAUGGUAAAAACAUCCAUGCGGCAGAAGGAGCAAGAAAUAGUGACUGCGGCUCCUCAGUCCCAAACACAGAGGUUAGCGCUGACAUUCCUUUUACUUGUUUAUCUUCAACCCCGUCUCUCUGGGACUGCAGGACCUGUUCCCUCUCCCUGUCAGGAAAACAUAGCGUGUUGUGUUUUAUCCCAAACCAAGUUAGAGUAGAGGAACAUGGAAACAGAUGCCGAUCACAGGAGAAAGACUGGACAAUACGGCAGAGUCAAAACCAAGAAGGGAGCGCACAAUAUUGUGUUUAGGUUCAUUUUAGCAGCUUCGAGGGCAUGGAAUUCCAUUUGUUUAAAAGAACAUAACACUGUCUUGACUUUACACAGUAGUAAACUGUGCAGCGCUCUAGAUAAGGCAUGGAACAUUUAGAACAGAUAAAUGUUUUUCCCCUCACCUCAUAUUCGGUUAGCAGAGGUGAGUGACAUCACCUCAGCCUGUUCUGUAACUUAAGACCAUUAACAAUGCACCAAGGUGUAAACAUCCCUGGAACUCAAUGGGAGGUUUGGCCUUUUGUUUCGGGUGCGAUGUCUGUGGUAAGCGAUGAAUCUUGUACCCGUUCCAAGUAACCUUUGGAGGCAAGUGUCUCUGCAGCUGAUCCACUGCCUCUAGAGAUACUUGUGUCUGCAGGACAGAAAAUGUGCACAAGGCUUCUGGUGCAUGCUCCACUAGGCUAGAAAACGAUGUGAAGUGAAGUUUUUAAUAAACAAAUAUUUGUUUACCUUGUCAGGACUUCACUUUGUUCUCAGUGGAGCGUUGCACUGUCAGACUUCAGAACUGAUCUCUAAAUCAUAACAAACAUGAUUCUGGAUAACAUUUGAAACAGGUGCAUUGGAGAGCCGGGAGGUGUUGCUGUGGUUUGGGCUGUUUUGCUGUGGAACAAUUCUGUCUGUCAGCUAGCGUAGAAUAGGAGCUAUCCCUGUCUAUUCUAUUGUCUAUCAGCUGAUAGCCACACAAUAGAAGGUGUUUAAAUCAAAGGGCACAGGGUGUCUAAACAGAUUGGUCCCUGGCUCACCCGAUACCGCCGCGACGGCCCAAAUCAGCCGUGGAGCUGGGUGGAUCAGAUGACCUGUACCCUGACAGUGGGACAGGUGAGACAGGUGAUACCCAACGGCAAAAAGAGGCUGGGUUACUGACACCUCCACCUGCCAGACAGACAGACUACACAACCUGCCUGGGUGCCCUGUGCCCACCACACACAGGCCAGUCAACUGAGGCCUGGAGUAAUCAUGCCAAGGCCAGCUUUACUAACCCCACCUCCACCAACUGAAUACACAGACACACAAAGGUAGCCACAAACACACAUUAAAACAUCAAAAAACAUCAUACACCUGACAUUGAUAUUGGGUAAUAUGAUUAGUGUCAUACUAAUUGAGUCAUUUAACAAUAAUGUUUUCUGUGAUCUUCUGAGUGGGUUGCCAGAUGUUUAAGCGAUGCGGAGAAGGAGCAGGAGGGAGUUUACACUAUAAUGGAAUCAACGUGUAUUACAUGAGGAUCAAAGGGCACUCUGGGGUUUUGUUCCGCUCUGCAGAUGGCGGAGGGCUUCCUGCAUGUUUUGAAUUUGAAAUAGAAUAAGUGCUGAAGAGAGAUGAAAUCUGCUCUCUCCAUGUCACAAUCCAUAUGAUUCCAUUCUAGUGGUACUUUGAAGCUCUGAUACAGUAUUUUAAAAGGGAAAGAGAAGGUGGUCUGUUCCAAGAAGUAUAACUAGGAUUACUAAGAAAUAUUAAAACAAUCUUCUGUAUGGCACUGUCAACUGUUACAGUUAUUGAAGCAUUGCUACCUUGUUACGGGGAUACUCAUUAUUGAUUUAACAUUCAAAUUGCUGCCAUUACUAUUUUUACUUAUAUUAUUUAUUACUACAGUAUAUGUUGUGACUUUAUUGCAUUUACUUUACUAUUUCCUCUUUGCAUCCUCUGUCUUUUACAGAUGAUAUCACAGGCCCAUAUCCGGACCAGUUUGAUGAUGUGAUGGAUUUUAUCAAGGCUACCAUUGGCAGACUGAGGAGAUCAUCAGAGCCCACCGGCGGCUCAAGGGGAAGGAGGGAGCAGAGAGAGCAGGAGAGACAGAGAGGAGCAGCAAACACAGACCGAGGAGGAGGAGAAGGAAGAGGAGAGGGGAGAGGAGGACGGGCGAGAGGAGGACGCGCAGAGAAGAAGAAGGGUCGGGGGCGAGGGGGCAAAGGGAGGAGCAGUGAAAGAGGGGGGCAGCGGACGAAGCCGGUUGAAGGCCGUGGCUGCUUGCUAAAAGAGGUCCAUCUCAACGUAACAGACUUAGGUCUGGGCUACCAGACCAAAGAGGAGCUGAUCUUCCGGUACUGCAGCGGCCCCUGUUCGGACGCAGAGACCAACUAUGACAAGAUCCUCAACAACCUCACCCACAACAAGAAGCUGGUCAAGGACAUACCUUCCCGCACCUGCUGUCGACCAAUCACCUUUGAUGAUGACCUGUCAUUCCUGGAUGACAACAACGAGGACUACCACAUUCUGCAGAAGCAUUCCGCCCGCAAAUGUGGUUGUGUU